This is a messenger RNA of Verticillium alfalfae VaMs.102, 1650 nucleotides long. RefSeq names its product sugar transporter. Gene Ontology annotation, cellular component: membrane. The coding region runs from base 1 to 1650 and encodes 549 amino acids. The transcript has 4 exons. Gene Ontology annotation, biological process: transmembrane transport. The record is from RefSeq and is a predicted model, not a curated record. Gene Ontology annotation, molecular function: myo-inositol:proton symporter activity. NCBI's taxonomy places the organism in Eukaryota, Fungi, Ascomycota, Sordariomycetes, Glomerellales, Plectosphaerellaceae.
AUGGCAACUGCGAAUUCUUUUGCCAUGUCAACGCCGUUGAGUGAUGUGCAUCCUGCGAGUCGCCCCGCGCCGCGAAGACAAUCCUAUGCUCAGACAUUCCAUGACAACCCACUCGGUCAACUCAGUGACGCGCAGCUCGAAGAGGAUGCUCGGAAAUUCGUCAGAGAGUUCCUAUUUGUCGACGUCAAGCAGCUCAUUCGCGGCAUGCUCGUGGCGAAAGACCCUCGGCUGUACGAAGUUGCCGCGCGCAGUUCCGACCCUGAAGCAAGCCACGGUCUUCCAGUCAAGCUGAGUGAUGACGAGAAGAAGGCUCUGCGUCGGGAGCGCGAUGUUCCGCUCGGCGAGCGUGGCGUCUGGACCAUCAUAGCGACGGUCUCUCUGGCUGCUUUUCUACAAGGUAUGGGCCUCAAGGCUGUCAGCACACCGAUUCUUGCCAGUGAGACUGCCGUUGGCUUGUGGCGAGGCACGUCAAUCCUAGCAUGGCAGCUCUGGGUGGCCUGUGGAAUCGCCAUCGGAUUUGCCUUCAACCUCAUAUUCAGCACAGCCAAGACAGACAAGAUCACGUUUGCACUCAUCAUGGCUGCACCAGCCGUGCCCUCGUUGGCUCUCUUCAUCCUGGUCAUCUGGUUCUGCGACGAGAGCCCGCGCUACUUGUUGCGUGAGUCCAGUCCAAACUACAACCCUAAAAGGGCGUACGAAAUUAUCCGCAAGCUGCGGAGCACAGAGCUCCAGGCGCUGCGCGACAUUUAUCUGUUGCAAAAGUCCAUCGACAGGGGCGAGCCCCUGUACCAGCAGCUCCUUCGAGUGCGGCGGCUGCGCAACGCGCUCGUCAGCAGCUCGAUCGUCAACCUCAGCCAGCAGCUCUGCGGUAUCAACGUGCUCGCCUUUUACUCGGGCACGCUCUUCAGCCGGGCGGGCACGAACCGGGCGACGGCGAUGCAGUACAGCCUCGGCAUCGGAGCGGUCAACUUUGUCUUUUGCCUGCCGGCGAUCCGCACCAUCGACACGUUGGGCCGGCGCAAGUGGCUCAACCUGACGCUGCCGCUCAUGGCGGCAUUCAUGGCGGCGGCGGCGCUCUCGUUCAAGGCGCCGGACGGGGCCAAAGAGCCGCUUGUCACCGUGUGGCUGUUUCUGUUCGCGGCGGCAUACAGCCCUGGUUUAGGGCCGAUCCCGUUCACAUACGCAUCCGAGAGCUUCCCCUUGUCACAUCGCGAGGCGGGAGCGGCGUUCGCCAUUGCCGUGAACCUCGGCUUCGCGGGCCUGCUGUCCAUGUUCUACCCGAGUAUUAACUCGAGCCUGAAGGACGCCGGCGCACUGGGGCUAUUUAGCGGGCUCAACGUCGUCGCAUUCGUGCUCGUAUUCUUCCUGCUGGAGGAGACGAAGCGGCGGAGCCUCGAGGACCUCGACACAGUGUUUGAGCACUCCAAGAGGGACUUUGCCAGGCACCAGGCGGCCAGGGUGGCGUGGUUCUUCAGGCGGUGGGCGCUCGGCAAGCGUGAAGCGAAACCCAGCAUUGGUUACCUCGAGGGUGACGGGCGCAAGCCGGGGGCCGAAGCAUCACGAACGUUGGGGGGUACGCAGGGCGAGGUGGUAGAGGUUGAGAACAGUGAAGCGACGAGGAGGGAAGAGAUUGGCGAUUUGUACUGGUGA